Molecule: messenger RNA, 1292 nt
Organism: Camelina sativa (false flax)
Lineage: Eukaryota; Viridiplantae; Streptophyta; Magnoliopsida; Brassicales; Brassicaceae
Product: protein DUF642 L-GALACTONO-1,4-LACTONE-RESPONSIVE GENE 1-like
Source: RefSeq, a predicted model, not a curated record
GUCACAAUAUCGACAUCUUUCAAUUCGUCCAACGAACAUACAAUGUACCAAGAAGCCGCACUCCUCGUAGCUCUCCUCUUCCUCUCUUCGAACAUCGUGUUAUCAGUCCCAAUCCGUGAUGGUUUAUUACCAAACGGUAAUUUCGAGCUGGGUCCUAGACCCUCCCAAUUGAAAGGAUCCUUGGUUAAGGAACGAACCGCCGUACCAGACUGGGACAUAACCGGUUUUGUGGAGUACAUCAAAUCCGGUCAGAAACAAGACGACAUGGUCUUGGUCGUACCGCAAGGUUCAUCCGCCGUUCGCUUAGGCAACGAAGCCUCAAUCUCCCAGAAAAUCUCCGUUAUACCCGGCCGUCUGUACUCAAUUACAUUCAGCGCCGCUAGAACCUGCGCUCAGGACGAGCGGCUUAACAUCUCUGUCACCCAUGAGUCAGGUGUGAUCCCUAUUCAGACGAUGUAUGGCAGCGAUGGUUGGGACUCAUACUCUUGGGCUUUUAAAGCUGGUGGACCCAAAAUCGAGAUCCGGUUCCAUAACCCGGGUGUUGAGGAGCACCCGGCUUGUGGACCGUUGAUCGACGCCGUUGCUAUCAAGGCUUUGUUUCCUCCCAGAUUCUCCGGCAACAAUCUGAUAAAGAAUGGGAACUUCGAAGAAGGACCUUACGUGUUUCCCAAGGCAAAAUGGGGAGUGCUGAUCCCACCGUUCAUCGAGGACGAUAACAGCCCAUUGCCCGGUUGGAUCAUCGAGUCUCUCAAGGCCGUAAAGUACGUAGACAAAGCUCAUUUCGCUGUCCCCGAAGGACACCGAGCCAUCGAGCUUGUUGGAGGCAAAGAGAGCGCCAUUUCUCAGAUCGUGAGAACGUCGGUGAACAAAUUCUACGCCCUCACGUUCAACGUUGGAGACGCCAGAGACGGUUGCGAGGGACCAAUGAUUGUGGAGGCGUUAGCUGGACGGGGAAAGACCAUGGUGGAUUACGCGUCUAAAGGGAAAGGUGGGUUCAAACGGGGAAGGCUUGUGUUCAAGGCUGCGUCGGCGAGGACACGUGUCACUUUCUUGAGCACGUUCUACCAUAUGAAGAGCGAUCACUCUGGCUCGCUAUGUGGUCCGGUGAUCGAUGGCGUUAGGCUGGUGGCGGUUGGGAAACUUAGAGGGUGAAGCCGGACAAAUGUGGAAGUUUGUGUCGUCAAUUGACUCAAUCUCGUGGUUAACUGUAAUUUAUGCAUGUUUCGAAAGAUUUUAUUUACAUAAUAAAAAACGUAAUUUACGAUCUAAUCCAACAUAUUUUAUUAUCUAAA